Amoebophrya sp. A25 is the source of this 658-nucleotide messenger RNA. Lineage: Eukaryota; Dinophyceae; Syndiniales; Amoebophryaceae. The record is from the annotation of a GenBank genome assembly.
AUGGCUCCUGGCCUGUUGCAUUUUACUUCUACGUUUCCAUGGUUGGAGACUACAUCAGGAAGCAAGUUGCGAAUGAAAAUCAGUGAAAAGUCAAUCACUUGUUGCUGUUGCACAAAAAUGUCUCCGGCGAAAGUACAUCGUCAGUAGUACUGCAAGGUUUUUUGGUACGUAAACAAAGCAAGGAAGUGGUGUAAGGAUGCAGAUUAUUGAGAUUGAUAUGAUGAACAAGUAUUUCUACUAGUCGUGACCCGAGUUUCAGUGGCUAUGAGGAAGCUUUUCACAAAGUAGGAACAAGCACGUAGAAGAAGUAGGUCGAUUUCAUCUUGUUGCACAACCAGUAUAGAAGCAGAAACUAGAACUAGGUAGUGGAAACUAACAGUCACUUGCACAGUUAGUCAGGCAUAGUCUAUGCAGCCUCAACGUGAUUCCUAGAUGGCAUGCUUUCUGUCUUACAUAUCUUUUCGACUUUCUAGAUCUUUUGUUGAAUCAUCAUAUGAUUCUGCACCGCCUGAGGGUAAAUGAGAGCGUGGGAGCAGCGCCAUCACGAUCAUGAAAGUAUGCAGUCAUUUCCAUUUUCUUUCACGGUCACCCGCAAGCGGAAAGACGUAAAAACUUCUGUUCUGACUAGUACAGCUCUACCUUUUACGUUUUCUGAAAA